CAAGACCCCUGACACUAUUUGACAUAAGUCAGAGAACAAAAAAUCCAUUGUUGUUUUGGGUUGAAUUUGAAUUGAAUUUUAUUUGUUUGUGUGUGAUUCAUGACAAACCCUAAUAUAAAUUGAAUAAUUGUUAACUAUAUUCAAUGAGUCUCUGAUAUUGUUAUUGUGUGCGGAACAUAUAAACAUUAAGUAAUUAAUGUAGAAGUUGUAACCAAGUAACAAUGGCAUCACCAACAUCAUCGGAGAAUGGUAACGAAGAUGCCGGUGUCUUCGGGCUACUUACGCAGCUCUGCAACAAAACUGCAUCACAAUAUAGUGGACAAAGCAAAAUACCUCAAAAGCUAUUGGCUUCCAAAAUGAGGUCUCGUUCAUAUGAGCUUAUUCUAAAGAAAUACACAAAUGAAACGCCACGGUCGAUCCGUGAGCCUCUAUCUGAUUUGUUGUUCCAUUACUACACGAGUCUAUGCGAAUCAAAAAACGUAGCUGAAUAUAAUCGAUCUAUUGAAUUGAAGAAAAUCAUUGAUUCAUUGAAACAAUCUGAAUCAGAAAAGGAUAAAGAAGCAGUAUACCAAAUAAUAAGAUUACUGGUUGGCUUGAGUAACUCAGUAAAAGAUGAUUUAUCGGACAAGAUGUUUCAGAGGCCAUUUUCCUUUGGACUAUUGGACCAGAUGCUACCAAAGCCACCCCGUGAACCAUUUGGGUCCCCACAACCAUACACCUACUACCCACCACAUGUGUUCCAGUUGCCAUACUCUAUCAAGGCCCAAGCAGAGUUAUCCUUCACAAAAGCUUCCCACAAAUACCCAGAAUACUCUGUUGAGUGUUUUGAUUCUAAAUCACUGUUACAAGGAUCCAACCAGUCAGAUGUAAAGACAUUCCUUAGCCCGAUGUCACUAUCUUCAAUGACCUCAACCUACCUGUCACCCUAUCCGGAGAGCUUCAAUAUACCAAGAUUAAAGGGACCUAGAGACCUGCAGAUUCCACAGGAUACACAAUGCAGUCAGUCAAAUAUCAAGGUAUCAAUGCCAAGUUCAACAAAGUCUGAUAUAAAAGAGGUAUUCAAAGCAAAUUCAGAUGAAUUUCCGGGCAUCUGGGAGCUCGCCAGUCAAGUAGACAAAGAUAUCCCCACUGAUAUUUGGGACAUUGUUGCUAAACUGCCCAUGGUGAACGACCGGCAACUGAUAGCGUCGUGUAGCCGCGAGAUGGCGCUGUGGAGGCAGACCUACGGGGGUGCUUUGAGCGAGCUCAACGUCGUCUCCGAGAGGCAGUUCAUUAGACACGUCAUGUAUUUAAUCAUUGGAAUUGAAACAAAUUCAUUUCCAUACAACAAAGAAACCAACUGUUUCAACAUGAAGCCAAAUCUCUCGCUAGAAGGCAUAUCCAAAGAGCACAUCCGUGGAUACGUGUCCGAUCUGCUGCUAGUGGGGACCUAUUACAGGAGGCUGUUCGACUUCGCGUUCAACCAAACAUUGGAAGAUCACUUCCAUAACAAGGGAUUGGUUUUUGAGGCUGCGCGAGACAUAAUCCGCAAAUACCUACUAAAGUUCCGCCUGAAAGCGACGGAAAUCUACGAGGAAUGCUGCUCAAAGGCAUCAGAAGAUGUUAAUUGUAUGCCGACACUGUUGCAAAUACGCUUCCAUGUGGAGCCAUUGAAGUAUGAGAUCGAGACUAUUGCGUCUAUCUACUUGAUGAUCGAGACAGAACCUAAGUCGUGUUUGCCGAGCGGCGCUGAGUUGAUGUCGUAUUUAUUCAACGAGAUAUCGCUGGUCACUCACAAGGACACUUCACACACUGUGUUCAAUGCGCUGUUCUCAAUAUGCAACGUUUAUUUCAAAUUCAUAGACCGUUUCAUAUUCGAGGGCGAGUUAGACGACCCAUACCAUGAGUUCUUCAUACGUAAAGACUCACAGUACGUCAACUCUCGCUCAAAGAAGUAUUGGGACAAGGGGUUCCAUAUAUCGCAGUCGCUAGCCGUACCUGAGUUUCUGAGGGCUUUGGCCAAGUGCAUACUGCUCUGUGGAAAGUCUCUGAGACUGAUGAAAUUGUGUAACCCUAGUGACCCCCUAGUGUUACUGAUCUCGUCGGACCACCCGACAGUCAAAUGCUGCGCCAAUUUCGAGGAUCUAGAGCGUCAACAGAACGUUCUAGAUGUCUACAGAACGCGAUGUUUGUUCGUGAGCGGAGAGCCAGUGACGUUCGAACAGAUACUGUUGAAACGGGAGGCAGAACGGAAGGCGUUUACAGAGAUGGCCUCUAUCAAACAGGCUGAGACUUUGGAGAAGAUUGUUGCGGAACGAAAACGCCUAGCGCAAUUAAUAAUAGCCGAGAAGCAACACUCCCUGCGAGUGUUAGAAGCGGCGAUGGCGGAGGCGAAGGCCUUCAAGAACAAGUCCAGGCAGCGGGAGAGGAGGAUCACGGAGCUGGAGAGAGAAGCGGAGAAGGCUUCCGAGGAAGUUGACUCCAAGAUGAAGGUUGAUGAAAGGUCCAAAAUUAUGGAGUACUACUCAAAACUGAACAUGGAAGUGGAGAAGAGCAAAAUACACAUGGAGUGGAAAAUAAAACGUCUGCAACUCGACCAGACUCGCAUGCAACUGCUCUCUACCGAGGAGAGGAAUUACAAGAGAGAGAAACUAGAGAGAGAACAUCAAAAGAUCGAAGAAGUAAUGGCGAUGUCUAUAAGGUCAGAUGACGAAGGUUUGCUACAUGAUUCUGAUUCUAGCGGCGUUCAAAUACCCUUUGUAGAAACGCCUACUAGCUCAGAUCCGACUGUUAACAAAGCUAAUUCACAAUCGUCAAGUGAUGCAGUUUUUGUAUUCCGCAAUGAAUCAGACAGCACAGACACGGCAGAUUGUGAUAAUAAAAAGAUCCUUGAUGCUCAAGGAAACGUUGAAACCAAAGAGGUCAAUUCAAAUGAAGUUGUGAGCAAAACUUCCAGUGAUGUUAUCGGCUGCCAUUUGAAUGAUAAAAAUGAUAACAUAGAAUUCCUAAGAAUCAGACAAGAAGCUUUGAGCAACAAAGACAAAGUUAUGGCCCACGAAUUUGGUACAGACAACCAGAAUAACACGUUUAUCACGCAUUUGAUUAAUUUGGAAAACUACGAUGAAGAGAAUAAUGUGGAUGGCCUAACGACAUACCAAGAAGCUAAAAGAAACAAAUUGAAAGUUCUCGGUGCAGAAUUCGAUAUAAAAACAAAAAAAAGUGCACCUGAAAUAUCAGAACCGAUAACUGAAGCACAGAAAGAGGCCAUAGUGAAUAAACAAAAAGUCAUGGGCGUUGAAUAUAAUUUACCUAGUGAAGAAAUACAGAGGAACCAGCCAGCAAAUAUUGCCCAAGAGGAAGCAUUGGUGAACAAACAAAAAGUUAUGGGUGUAGAAUAUAACCUUCCAGCUGAUGAGAUUGUUAGACGGGAACCAGCCAAUACCGCCCAAGAAGAAGCUUUAGUAAAUAAACAGAAAGUCAUGGGGGUAGAGUAUAAUCUACCACCUGAAGCAAUUAUUCGAAAUGACCCGGCAAAUAUAGCUCAAGAAGAGGCUUUGGUAAACAAAGGCAAAAUAUUAGGUGUAGAGUAUAACUUACCUGCUGAAAUAAAACUAAAGAAUGAUCCAGCAAAUACUGCUCAACACGAAGCCGUAGCUAAUAGGGACAAGAUUUUAGGAGUCCAUUACAAUCAACCGGCUGAAGUUAAAAUUAAAAAUGAUCCAGCUAACACAGCCCAAGAAGAGGCUUUGAAAAAUAGAGAUAAAAUACUAGGCGUAGAAUACAAUUUACCAGCCGAAGUAAAACUUAAAAACGACCCAGCCAACGUAGCUCAAAGGGAAGCAGUAACUAACAGAUACAAAAUAUUAGGCGUGGAAUUUAAUUUACCAGCCGAAGAAAGAGCGAAGAAAACCCCAGCCAAUGCAGCUCAGGAGGAAGCCAUACAAAAUAGGGACAAAGUAUUAGGUGUGGCUUACAACUUACCUCCAGAAUUGUCUGAAUUAAAGGUACCAGCUAAUUAUGCGCAAGAAGAAGCGAUGAAGAAUCGUAGGAAGAUGCUAGGGUCAGACUAUGGGUGUAGACCUAGCGAGGGUCCCGUGAAGGCCAAGCGGGCUGGCCUGACCUUGAACCUAAGACCGUGUAGUGAGGUUCAGUGCUACAAUGUCGGAGUGACCCCGAAUACUGGGGCGAUUACGCCGGCUGAGUUCUUUCCCAGGCUUGACCUAGAAACACCGACGACAGCUGAUAAUCCCCUCGAAUCUCAAAUACCAGGAGAUCUACUCACUCCGAACAGCGAAACUAGUCGAGAGAUAGUAACGACCAAUAGCAAAAGCGACAAAGAUUUCCUAUCCCGAGAUGGAUUUAAUUUUUCUCUAAUAGUGGAUGAGGAAACCAAUGAAUCUGAAAACACCAGCGAUCUCCAAGCGGCCUUUAGUAACGAAUCUCCUUCGAAAUAUCCGAUUAAAUCCACACCUCUAGUCGACAUUAUAAACGGAUCAUACAGCUUGGAAGACUUUGAUCCGUUUGGAAUGAAACAGUUCAAAAAGUACUCAAAAGAUCACUUGAGCAGUAAAAUGGAUUUGGACAUGUAUUCGUCGUGUUAUACACAUCCCAGUGUGAUAAUGGAAGAAGUGAAAAAGAAACCGUACAAGGAUAUAUUUGCGUCUCACUCUAGUUCUAAGGAUGAUGAUGAGACAACAAUAAACUGUGAUAAUAUAGCAACACUCACGGCUUGCCUACAGCGAUCAGUCAUGCUUCCCCUCACAUACCAGUUAGAAGUUGUAAACAACUCUAUACUAACCCACUUUCUAGUGAAUCUAGACAUGUAUGAACAUCUGCGGAGUUUGAAGGAUUACUUCUUUCUAAUGGACGGAGAAUUUAGCAAGAGUAUUUGUCACAAUUUGUUCUCUAAGCUGGUGAAGACAGUCAAUCCGCAGGAGUUGUUGAAUUUUGCUACUUUACACAAUAUACUGGAUAAAGCUUUGGGAUCGUCUAUCUCACACGUGCACAAAUUCUCCGAGAACCUCUCCUUCACGAUGUCCGAGACCCCUCUGAGCUUCCAACACAGUUCCCCUGACGUGCUCCACUGUCUCUCUCUAACCUACCUGGUGGGGUGGCCGCUGAACAUCAUUCUGUCUCAUGAAGCGUUGUUGAGAUACGCCAAAGUGUUCCAGUUUCUGGUCAAGAUGAGGCGGAUAUCGUGGGUGUUGGGCGAGGAUUUUGAGAGUCUCAAACUUGCCGCAAAACUAUCACGACAAGAAUCAAGAAAACUUCUACGCUCACCUCAAUACAUAUCAACGCAACUAUACCGGCACAUCAUGGCAUCUCUAAUAAGAGCCUUAGACAACUACAUAGUCACAACUUGCAUCCUAACCUCUUGGACAGAGUUUGAGAAUGAUUUGAAGAAAGCGAGAACGUUGGAUGAUUUGUACGAUUGUCAUGUGGUUUAUAUCAAGAAAGUGCUCUUCAGAUGUCUACUGAACAACAGAUCUACGCCUGUAAUGAAGCUUUUGAAUGAUAUCUUCAUUGUGAUCCUGAAAUUCAGCCGGGUGUUGAAUGCUGGAAAAUGGUACUACAACGAGGCAACAGGCUGCCACCAUCAUCCGAACUUCGUGCAACUACAAGAACUGUUCCAUUUGUUCGAGAAGCUCGCCAAAUAUCUUCACAAAGUUGUCAUGAGAUUGAUGGAGUGCGGCUACCAGCGACAUCUAGCGGAACUACUCACCUUGGUCAAUCUCAAUGGAUACUAUAACCCGGAUAAAUCGAAGAGCGAACCGAAUAAUAGCUUAGUAAUGUCGCCGUGAAUCGGUUAGUGAAUUUUGAGAGCUUUUUAUUUAGUCGUAUUAGGAAGUGGAUUUCAAAGUUGUAGAUGGCGCCACUGGUUAUGGACCACGUGGGUCCCUUGUGAUUGGUUGAUUUUUAUCUAUUUUCUAUUCUGUAGUUGUUAUUUUAGGAUAUUACUUCACAUACAUUCGUAAGUGGAAUAAAUAUGAAUAAUUAACGCGCACACGAGAUGUUUGUUUUGUGUGUGUGUGCUAAACGUAUGUAUCGGCUUACGUAUUGACAUGUGAAAAAUGCUGCAUUUUUAACAAAUCGUCAUAGCAACUACCUGGCUUAAAAAUAUGCCUUCCAUAAAUCAUAGACAAUUUCAAUAUUUUCCGUGGUAAACUAGGUAUUAUAGGCCUAUUUUAAAAACACAAAUUUAAUGUGAUAUAUUUUAUUCAAUAUUGUGAAUCAUGUUUUAAAUGUAUUGUUUCAUCAUGAAGUUAUUGCAAAUCGGAAAUGUAGGUGCUUCUGUUGUACUUAUAUGAAUAUGAUUAGCGACCCACCGAAUAUGAGUGAAAUAAAAUUAAGUAGAAUGUUAGAUGAUAUACAUUAGUUGUAUUUGAUGUGUGUUGCUUAGCUAACCCGUUAAUUAUGUUAUCAAUAAAAAGUAUUAUCUUACUAAA
Plutella xylostella (diamondback moth) is the source of this 6425-nucleotide messenger RNA. RefSeq names its product gamma-tubulin complex component 6 (gene Grip163). NCBI's taxonomy places the organism in Eukaryota, Metazoa, Arthropoda, Insecta, Lepidoptera, Plutellidae. The record is from RefSeq and is a predicted model, not a curated record. Gene Ontology annotation, cellular component: spindle pole; gamma-tubulin complex; microtubule organizing center. Gene Ontology annotation, biological process: mitotic cell cycle; spindle assembly; meiotic cell cycle. Gene Ontology annotation, molecular function: gamma-tubulin binding; microtubule minus-end binding.